Molecule: messenger RNA, 3600 nt
Organism: Chanos chanos (milkfish)
Lineage: Eukaryota; Metazoa; Chordata; Actinopteri; Gonorynchiformes; Chanidae
Gene: nfx1
Product: nuclear transcription factor, X-box binding 1
Exons: 24
Coding region: 128-3550 (1140 amino acids)
Biological process (GO): negative regulation of transcription by RNA polymerase II
Cellular component (GO): nucleus
Molecular function (GO): RNA polymerase II transcription regulatory region sequence-specific DNA binding; DNA-binding transcription factor activity, RNA polymerase II-specific; zinc ion binding
Source: RefSeq, a predicted model, not a curated record
CAGUUUACCCCUCCGGUAAGGGGUCAAGUUAAGGCACAGUUACCGCACUGUCUCCUAAUAUCCGAGGCAACGAGACAUUCUCUGAAAUUCUCCAAGAAGGAAAAGGAUUCCUUCACAUUCUGUCUAGAUGGCUGAAGCCUCCAUUACAGAGACAUUUGAACUGAAUCCGGAGAGUCCCGAGUUUGUUCCUGGGGGAAAUCUCACCCAGCCGCGGCCCAGGAGGGGUCGUCCAUGGUCGGACAACAAUCGUAACAGGAGCGGUCAUCACACGGGUUCCUAUUCACGAUCCGGACACGACAGUACAACGGGACACAAUAAGGAACCGCAACAAACUCACGUAAAUAAAGCUACACCGCAAGACCAUCACGUGUCCACUGAUAGGGAUGAUCUGAGGGGAGGUAGAGGCAGAGGAGCAGGAAGGAGAGGAAGAGGAGGAGGAGGAGAUGGUGGUGGUGAUGGAGGAGGAGGAGGAGGAGGUAGAGGAGGUGGCACUAGUCGUAACAGUGACCGCAGAGGACAGGGACAUAGAUGGCCAAGACAUGGUAAAGAUAACGGUCACUCAGGGAGGGAGCGUUGGAGUAACAGGGUACCCCGGCCUGACUCUCCCCCCAGCCAAAAGUCAAGCGCAGAGGAGGAGGUCCUGCAAGUACACCGUGAAAAGGAACAAACGUGCGAUUUCAGAGAACCUCAUCCAGAGCACCACGCCGUACACCCAAAGAAGCCUCGAAGGUUCAGUGAGGAGCCAAAGAAAGGGAGAGGAGAAAGGAGCUCUGUCAAACCUCAGUCACAAGAUAAGGAGGAGAACCAGGAGAACCAAGCAGCAGGGGGAGAGAAGGUCUCACACAAGCCCAGGGAUGGAGCACAGACCGGGGGUCACGAACCAGGGCACAGGGGUAACAGGGGAUGGAGGAAUAGAGAUGGAAAUUUUUUCGGCAGCUCCAGGAAGAAGGGGUCGGGCCCGCACCCCAGCGAUGGGAACUGGAGGGAGAGGGGACCUCCUGCCGAAACGGUUGGAGAGAAAGAGGAGAGGAGAGGAGGAGGCCAGGGGGAGAAAUCUGGAGGAGAGGAGCUCAGCUGGAGAGGAGGUGGAGGGAGAUGGCAAGGCAGGCGCACCCCCCUGCAGGACCGGGGCCAGAGGAGAGGUGGAGGUGGAGGUACAGAGGGGAGACCAGGCCUGAGUAAACGAGUGGACCUGAACAAGAGCAAAGAGACCCAGACAGGCUGUCUGAUUGAGCAGUUGACUGAGGAGAAGUAUGAGUGUAUGGUGUGCUGUGAGGUUAUCAGGGUCAUGGCCCCUGUGUGGAGCUGUCAGAGCUGUUAUCACGUCUUCCACCUCAACUGCAUUAAGAAAUGGGCCCGCUCUCCUGCCUCCCAGAGCGAAGAUGGCAGCGAAGGCUGGCGAUGUCCUGCCUGCCAGAAUGUGGCAUUUAAAACUCCAAACUCUUACACCUGUUUCUGUGGCAAGGUGACCAAUCCAGAGUGGCAGCGCACUGAGAUUCCCCACAGCUGUGGAGACAUGUGCGGGAAGAAGAGGAGUGGAGGGAACUGCGUUCAUCCCUGCAACAUUUUGUGUCACCCAGGGCCCUGCCCACAGUGUCCAGCUUUCAUCACUAAGCCCUGUGUGUGUGGAAGAACCAGUAAGCAGGUACGGUGCAGUCAGACUGCUGCUCUGCACUGUGAGGAGGUGUGCGGUGCCAAGCUGAACUGUGGAGAGCAUACCUGUGCCCAGGUGUGCCAUGACGGCCCGUGCCAACCGUGCCAGCUCCGCGUCCAACAAGUGUGUUACUGUGGCGUGGUCUUUAGAGAAGUGGCCUGUGGGACAGAUAAGGAAAGUUUUGAUGGCUCGGGUCAUUUCUCCUGUCGUAAACCCUGUGGAAAGAUGUUGGACUGUCAAGAGCACCGAUGCCAAGUGGAGUGCCAUCCUGGCUCAUGCCAGCAGUGCCCGCGUUCGCCCAAGCUGGUGCGGAGCUGCCCGUGUGGGCAGACAGCCCUCUCCAAACUGCUGGAGUUGGGUUACACGGAAAGACGCACCUGCUCUGACCCAAUUCCUUCCUGCGGGAAAACCUGCGGAAAACCGCUGCCCUGCGGCACCUCUGACACUGUCCACACCUGUGAUAAGCUAUGUCACGAGGGCAGCUGUGGUCCUUGUUCUCUCACGUCCACCAUCAAAUGCAGAUGCGGCAGCAAAACCAAGGAAGUUCCUUGUGUAACGAUUCAGUCUGAAGAGGAAAUGUUGUUUACAUGUGAAAGACGCUGUAACAAGAAACGCUACUGUGGACGACACAAAUGUGGCCAAAUGUGUUGCGUGGACCAAGAACAUAAGUGUCCUCUCGUAUGCGGCUAUAAGCUGAACUGUGGAGAGCACCGUUGCCAGGAACCCUGUCACCGUGGUAACUGUCCACCCUGCUGGCAAACCAGUUUUGAUGAGCUGGCAUGCCACUGCGGGCAGACUGUGCUCUACCCGCCCAUCCCGUGUGGCACCAAACCUCCGGAGUGUAAGAACCUGUGUACCCGACAACACGAAUGUGACCAUCCAGUCUUCCAUAAUUGCCACAGUGAGGAGAGAUGCCCUCCCUGUACGUACCUCACAAAAAAGUGGUGUAUGGGUAAUCAUGAGCAAAGAAGCAACAUCCCGUGUCACCUGCAGGACAUUUCGUGCGGUCUGGUCUGUAAUAAGGCGUUACCGUGUGGUUCACAUCGCUGUAAACGUCUCUGCCACAGGGGGGAGUGCCAGGCCGAGGGGGAGUGCAAGCAGCCCUGUUCGCACCCCAGGCCCGAGUGCGGCCACCCCUGCUGUGCCCCAUGCCACCCCGGCACACCCUGCCCACGCAAGGCCUGCCCUGCCAAGGUGUGUGUUCAGUGCGACUGCGGACGGAGGAAGGAGACGGUGCCCUGCUCAGAAGCGGCCAGCUCCUCCCAGAGGUAUGCUGCCAUAGCUGUGGCCAGUAAAUUGUCUGACAUGCAGCUGGGGGAGUCAGUGGACAUCGGUCAGCUUACCAAGAGAGAGCAGAAGCAGGCCAGGCUGGAAUGCGACCAAGAGUGUGCAGCUCUGGAAAGAAAUAGACGAUUGGCAGAAGCCUUGCAAAUCGACGAAUCGGCAGAUCCUUUCCAUGUUAGGUCCUCCUCCAAAUACAGUGACAGUCUAAAAGAGGACGCCAGAAAGGAUUUGAAGUUUGUCAGUGAAGUCGAGGAGGAGAUACGAAAUCUGGUUGAACUUGCAAACAAGGGCAAACAGCCGAAGAAGAGCCACUGUUUCCCGGCGAUGAAUCGCGAGCAUCGGCGCAUCGUGCACGAGCUGGCGGAAGCGUACGGCGUGGAGAGCGUGAGCUACGACAGCGAGCCCAAACGCAACGUAGUCAUCACUGCCAUCAAGGGAAAGUCGGCCUGUCCCAACUCCACUCUGGCUGCUCUGAUCGAAAGGGAGACCACAGCUAGAGCACCUCCUCCCAUCGCACAUAUCAAACAACACAGCAACAAGAGUGAUGCUGCAAACACCGGACAAAAACCAACAAAAGAAGAGGUCAUUGAUUACUUUGAUGUUCAGGACUGACAAAAGUACUGAAACAGUGUCACUGUAACAAUCAGACAAAAUAAAGGAGA